Molecule: messenger RNA, 807 nt
Organism: Microthlaspi erraticum
Lineage: Eukaryota; Viridiplantae; Streptophyta; Magnoliopsida; Brassicales; Brassicaceae
Source: the annotation of a GenBank genome assembly
AUGCGGCGAUGUGAGAGCCAUGUUUGCUCGUGGUUGCCAUGGAGGAUUAGUGGUGACCAUCUGAUUGUUUCUUGGCGGGAUCUGUUGUCCGGUCAGCUGGGGACACCGUCGUGCACUGUGUCCCUGUACGCUGCAGAUUUGACACCUGCCCUGAUAUCCUUGAGAGGUACGGUUGUCUUGCUGCUUGUUAUGGUUCUGAUGCUGCUGGGUUUGAUUCCACGUUGCAGGUUGUCGUUGGUGAUGUUGUGGCUGUCGGCCUUGAUGGUAACGAGGUUUGUUGGUAGCAACGUUUGCGGAAGCCCAUUUUGCGGCCUUGAUGGUAACGAGGUCGACGAUUAUGUGUCCACCAAUGCAUUCAUCAUCUAUCUCGGCAAUAACCCCAUCUCGUGGACAGCAAAGAAGCAAACAAGUGUUGCAAGAUCAUCUACUGAAGCUGAAUACAGAGCCAUUGCCAAUACUGCCUCGGAAAUCAGAUGGAUAUGCAACAUUCUUACUGAACUUGGCAUCACACUUCCGACACCACCAGUUGUGUACUGCGACAACGUUGGCACCACCUUUCUGUGUGCUAAUCCGGUCUUCCAUUCCCGCAUGAAGCAUGUAGCUCUUGACUAUCACUUCAUCCGAGGCCACAUACAGAAUGGCAUUCUUCGUGUAGCUCAUAUCAAUACCAAAGACCAAUUAGCCGAUGCACUUACAAAGCCUCUGCCUCGAGCUCGCUUUCUACAACUCAGGAACAAGAUAGGCGUGAGAACACCUCCCUCCAUCUUGAGGGGGCAUGUUAAGGAUACAGUCAAGGAUACGAUAUGA